CUUGUAUUGUUUUGCCUUUUGUUUAUUUCUUCAAAUCGAGAAUUCAAUUGGUCACAACCUCCUAGUCACAAAGGUAUAGAUUAUCCUUUUUUUUUUUUAUCUCCGAUCAUAGCUUCAACGAGCGAAAUAAAAUAUAAUAAUAAAUAACAAUCCUUUCUUUUUUCAGUUAUGGUACCAUCCAAUAAGGAUCUUUAGGUCAUUUCAAUAGAAAAAAACAAGGAUUUUUAGUAAGAGUAUGUGCUGUCCACAAGACCCUCAAUUAUAGCAUAAUCCAUAGCCAGAAAAAAUACAAUUUAUUCAUUCAAUCACUGCCGUUCGGUAUUCACAAACCCAGAUUCUUCUGAAGAAUUUCUAUCUCAGUAAACUCUUUCUCCUUCACAACAAUGGCUUCCUUAAUAGCAAAUGGGAUCUCAACCUUCUUAAAACCAUGCUAUGAUCCACCAUCUACCUUAAUUCAUCCAAAGAUUGAAACUUCAAAACCCUCAACAAUUCUUAGAUCUUCAAAACCCACCAAAAUUAGGGCUGAAAUUGGGUAUGAUUCUACAACUAUCAAUCAGGGUAAGUCUCUUUCUUCUUCUUCAAUAUCAACAACUACCAAAAAAGAGGAUGACCCAAUUCAGAAAUUCCUUAAAAGGGAUUAUAAAUGGGGUUUUUCCGAGAAGAUUGAUUCUUUAACAAUCCCAAAAGGGUUAUCAGAAGAAACAAUAAAGAUGAUUUCUUCCCUUAAAGAAGAACCCGAUUGGAUGCUUGAGUUUAGAUUGAAUUCAUAUUAUAAAUUCUUGAAAAUGGCUGAACCAAAAUGGUCUGAUAAUAGAUACCCACCAAUUAAUUUUCAAGAUAUUUGUUAUUAUUCUGCUCCGAAAAAGAAACCAUCUCUGAAUAGUUUAGAUGAAGCUGACCCUGAACUUUUAAAGUAUUUUGAUAAAUUGGGUAUUCCUUUAACUGAAAGGAAUCGUUUGGCUAAUGUUAGUAAUAAAAAUGUCGCUGUUGAUGCUGUUCUUGAUAGUGUUUCCAUUGCUACUACACAUAGAAAGACAUUAGAGAAAGUUGGGGUGAUAUUUUGCUCGAUUUCGGAGGCCAUUAGGGAGUAUCCUGAUUUGGUUAGGAAGUAUUUAGGCAAAGUUGUGGCUAGUGAUGAUAAUUACUAUGCUGCUUUGAAUUCAGCUGUGUUUAGUGAUGGAUCAUUUGUUUAUAUACCUAAGGGUACUAGAUGUCCUAUGCAAAUUUCCACUUAUUUUAGGAUUAAUGCUUUCGAAACCGGACAGUUUGAGAGGACAUUGAUUGUGGCAGAUGAGGGUAGUUUUGUGGAGUAUUUGGAAGGGUGCACAGCCCCCUCAUACGACACGAAUCAAUUACAUGCCGCUGUUGUUGAGUUGUAUGCUGAUGAUGACGCGGAGAUUAAGUACUCGACUGUGCAGAAUUGGUAUGCUGGUGAUGAGGAAGGUAAAGGGGGGAUUUACAAUUUUGUUACUAAGAGAGGAGUUUGUGCUGGUGCGAGGUCGAAGAUAUCGUGGACACAAGUGGAGACGGGUUCAGCGAUUACUUGGAAGUACCCUAGUGUUGUUUUGGAGGGUGAUGACUCGGUUGGUGAGUUUUAUUCUGUUGCUUUGACGAAUAAUUAUCAGCAGGCAGAUACCGGAACAAAGAUGAUACAUAAAGGGAAGAAUACUAGAAGUAGGAUUAUAUCUAAAGGUAUUUCAGCUGGACAUUCGAGGAAUGUAUACAGAGGUUUAGUGCAGAUUCUAUCUAGAGCUGAUAAUGCUCGGAAUUCCUCCCAGUGUGAUUCAAUGCUCAUAGGUGACAAAGCUGCUGCAAACACCUAUCCUUAUAUUCAGGUAAAAAAUCCUAGUGGUCGUGUCGAGCACGAAGCCAGUACAUCCAAGAUCGGUGAAGAUCAGCUAUUCUACUUCCAGCAAAGAGGUAUCGACUAUGAGAAAGCCAUGGCUGCAAUGAUUUCCGGGUUUUGCAGGGACGUCUUCAAUGAACUUCCAGACGAGUUUGGCGCAGAAGUGAAUCAGCUCAUGAGCAUAAAACUCGAAGGAUCUGUCGGUUAAAUGUUCUCUCCUUUCUUGUGUUAACUACAACUACAGCACUGUGAAUAAACUAACUACUGUACCACGAGAUGGUUAUCCGACACCGAUCUUUUUUUGCAUACGCUUUUCAGAAAUUUGAAUGAACCUUAGGUACAACUGUGCUGUAUUGAUCGUUUGUGAGCAUCAAAAUACUUGUAUUUAGUGGUAGCUAAAUGUACAUAGCGUUUUGAAUAAGACGUGUUCGUUUUGAGCUAUAAACUUUGUUCAUUGAGAUGAAACUAUGAAAAUUUAUAUUGAGCUAUGAUGUUCAGAUGAUCUCGGGUAUACGA
This is a messenger RNA of Amaranthus tricolor (Joseph's coat), 2362 nucleotides long. Its product is annotated as UPF0051 protein ABCI8, chloroplastic. Gene Ontology annotation, biological process: iron-sulfur cluster assembly. Bases 384 to 2054 code for a protein of 556 amino acids. The transcript has 2 exons. The record is from RefSeq and is a predicted model, not a curated record. Lineage: Eukaryota; Viridiplantae; Streptophyta; Magnoliopsida; Caryophyllales; Amaranthaceae.